AUGGACACCUAUCCCACUCCUACUCAAGGAAGCGGGAUUAUAAAUAAUAAGGGUUUUUCACAAAAAGGUAGUCUGAAAAAACACAGUCGUGUUCAUACUGGGGAAAAACCUCCUUGUAGUAUAUGUAAUAAGAGUUUUUCAGAAAAAAGUAAUAUGACUGAACAUAGUCGUGCUCAUAUUGGUGAAAAACCUUAUUCUUGUACAUCUGAAUCAACACAGUCUUGUUCAUACUGUAUAUGUAAUAAGAGUUUUUCUCAAAGUCAGCAUCUAAAUCAACAUAGUCUUGUUCAUACUGGUGCGAAGCCUUAUUCUUGUAGCAUAUGUAAUAAGAGUUUUUCUCAAAGACAGCAUCUAAAUCAACACAGUCUUGUUCAUACUGGUGGGAAACCUUAUUCUUGUAGUAUAUUACAGUCAACCCCACUUAAAGGAAUACCAUUGGUUCCAGCCAACUCUAUUCCAUUAAGCAGUCGUGUCCAUACUGGUGGGAAGCCUUAUUCUUGUAUUAUAUUUUGUAAGAGUUUUUCACGAAAGUUUUCUCUGACAAAACAGAAUUGUGCUCCAACUGGUGAGAAACCUUAUUCUUGUAAUAUAUGUAACAAGAGUUUUUCAUUAAGAGGUAGUUUGACUCAGCAUAAUCGUCUUCAUAUUGGUGUGAAACCUUGCUCGUGUAGUAUAUCGAAUAAAGCUUUUUCAAGAAAGAAUUAUCUAACUAGUCACAGUCAUGUUAUUGCUAUUUAA
Parasteatoda tepidariorum (common house spider) is the source of this 738-nucleotide messenger RNA. The record is from RefSeq and is a predicted model, not a curated record. Lineage: Eukaryota; Metazoa; Arthropoda; Arachnida; Araneae; Theridiidae.